CAGGACGGAGUCUACUUCUUCCCUUGCCUAAGAUUCCGCUACCAAGUUGUCAGGCGUCAAGUAGGGUAAGAAUAUGCUGCUUUUCAUAAACAUAGUAGUACAAAUAUUGCUAGAAGCGCUGAAAGCGUCGACUUCUACGCGCGCGACAGAUGGACGGUCAGCGGCGAAGAUCGGCAGGUUCCACAUCAUCAGGCUGGCUUUGCUUGCUUAUGCAAUUAUAUGUGCUUGGCCAUGUCACUCACAGCCUCUACAAUAGACACCUAGUAGAUUGACAAGCCUUCCGCAUAUUGACAAUAGUCUGGUACUAUCGGUUGUCUCGUAUAGAAGGGUCGUCACCGUCAAGAAGAAAGGGCCCGGUCAAACCAUACUCGAACACGGCUACUUGAGCAACGCACAAGGAUGGUCUCUGGUAGAUCAAUCCUCCGUUCGAUCACCUCCCUCCCUUUGUUGUUUGCGGGAAGUGCCGCUGCUCUAUCAUCAUUGAAGGGCUCGGCGACGGACAGUAAGAUCGCAAAGAACGUGCUAGAAAGUAAAGGCGAGGGUUAUUGUAGCCCUUCGGGACCGAUAGAAAACACCCUAUGCGCAUACGAAACGAUAGAAGAGCUGAACAAGCGGCUAUACCCUGAACUGCACGGAAUCGUGGAGAGCAACUUUUUCCGGUAUUGGAAGGUCGACUUGUUCAGGGAAUGUCCGUUUUGGUAUGAGAAUGGGUUCUGUAUGAACCGGGAUUGUGGUGUGGAGACGGCAGACGAGUCUCACAUCCCCGAAAAAUGGCGCACCAAAGCCCUCUCCCAGCUCAAGGUCUCUGACGACCCAAACCUUCCCCCAGGUUGCGAUAUCAACUCGCAAUCAUUCUGCUACAUCGACAGCGAAUCCCCCUCCUCGGACGCUCAAUAUAUCGACCUCGUUCUCAACCCCGAGAGGUUCACCGGGUACGCCGGAGAAAGCGCUCAUAGGGUCUGGGGAGCGAUCUACGAGGAGAACUGUUUUGGCCUGUCAGAAGGGGUCGUCGGAGGGUUGGCCCCUGCGGAAGAAAGAAAAGCUUGGGCGGGGAGCGGCAAGGGUGCGGGCUUACAGGGUGGGUUUGGGAAUGGGGUCAAGAAUAGCUUGGUAGCGAAAAAGGAGGAGGAGUGUCUGGAAAAACGGAUCUACUAUCGGAUCAUCUCCGGUCUUCACGCUAGUAUCAGCAUACACAUCUGUGCCGACUACCUCGACCAAAACACCGGAGAAUGGGCACCCAAUCUUCAAUGCUUCGUCAACCGGAUAGCUACCAACCCCGAACGACUAGCCAACGUGUACUUUGAUACCGUCCUCCUCUUGCGUGCCAUCGCUCGAGCGGCACCGUACCUCGAAGCUUAUGAUAUCGAGACGGCGCAAUCCAAGAACGACGCGGUAGGGAUCGAGGCGGAUAAGAAAGUUAGGGAGCAGCUUCGGGCCGUCUUGGAUAUGGCUCGGGAUAGCGGAGCGAGCGCUUUUGACGAGAAGGCGCUCUUCAAUGGGGACGACGCGUUGGAGUUACGAGACCAAUUCAAGCACAAUUUCAGGAACGUCUCUAGGAUUCUGGACUGCACCGGCUGUGACAAGUGCAGGUUGUGGGGGAAAUUACAGAUAUCGGGUAUCGGUACGGCGUUGAAGAUCUUGUUUGAGCUCGACGACAAGGCUUUCGAUCCCAAGCGAAACCCAAACCUGCUUCAGCGGUCCGAGAUCGUGGCAUUGAUCAAUACGAUGCACCGAUUGAGCGAGAGUCUAUACGCCGUCGAGACCUUCAGAAAGAUGUAUGCCGAGACGCAAAGGGUCGAACAGGCGAGAUUGGCAGAGCUGGAGGGCGUCGUGGCCGAGGAGGUCAAGAAACCCGCUCGUCCGCUGAAACCUCUCAGACGCAAAGGGAAGACCCCGGCGAAACGAAUAAGAACAAAAUCCAGCACCAGCGUCGCCGAUCAGAUCCGAAGCUACAUUUCGAAACUACGUCUAACGUGUAGUCGGUCGUUGAGUCGUUGCCUGCAGCAAUUGGGGCGCGGGCCGCUGAGAGUGUUAGUCGAGGCGUUUGGGAUGCAUGGCGAUACCGCUCUGAAGAAGGGUGUUGAGGCGAAGGACGACUUGUAGCAUAUACACCUAUACCCAUUUGUGUUCGAAAUCGUACAAAGACGACAUUCACUAGGUCGACGGA
This is a messenger RNA of Filobasidium floriforme, 2167 nucleotides long. RefSeq lists its product as uncharacterized. The record is from RefSeq and is a predicted model, not a curated record. Gene Ontology annotation, molecular function: FAD binding; protein-disulfide reductase activity; thiol oxidase activity. The transcript has 8 exons. Gene Ontology annotation, cellular component: endoplasmic reticulum; endoplasmic reticulum membrane. Lineage: Eukaryota; Fungi; Basidiomycota; Tremellomycetes; Filobasidiales; Filobasidiaceae. The coding region runs from base 400 to 2103 and encodes 567 amino acids. Gene Ontology annotation, biological process: protein folding in endoplasmic reticulum.